CUCUGCAAGUCGACCGGCAGUAACAACACUGGCAACUGCGCGGGAUUAAGUGAACCACAACAUCGUUGCAAUGAGUUCUUUGGAGAUUGUGUUAAAGAUAUAAACAUGCAGGGGAAACCUUUACUGGAGUGACACCACAGCUGGGAUUACCCAGACACACAAUGACGCAGCUGUUGGUGUGUGUACUCUCUACAUUAGUGGCCACAGCUGUGGGCAAGUUUAACUGUCGUCGGGACGAGAGCAUGUGUCUCAAUGGCUCCAACUGCAACGAUGACGACGGUAUCUGUCGGUGCUCUGCACUCUACAGCGGAGUCGACUGCAGCAUCGUGGAAGCUGAAAAAGAACAAAGUCUGUGCUCAUCCGGUCCUUGUCUUAAUGGCGCCACGUGCAGCUCAGACUCGUCAACAUACAAGUGCCACUGUACGGAUAAUUACUUUGGAACAAAUUGCGGAACUUUGAGAUACAGCAUCAUCUGCGUUUCGACACCAACGCCUCGGAUGACGCUCAGGAUAACGCCGCAAGUCCCAAGUUUUAAUGGCACAAUCUUCGUUGAAGGGAAGGUCAAAACUACAGCAUGUCGCAUGGCCUUAGUAUCGGGCACGACCCAGACGUACGAGCUGACCCUCACUCACAUUCACAGCACGUGCGGGAACGCUGUCCACAACGCCAGUACCGACUCCAACACUAGGAAGUUUUACGUUUUGUUUGCCAGCAACAGCAUCGUGUUGACGUCCGACGAGGUGGUGACUGCUAUCUGCGACGACACCCACAGCACGGCAGUCACCUUCCAACUCAGCAACAUCGACAUUGACGGUAUCUUGAGUCCUGUCGGGGUGGACAUGAGCAUCAAAGAUGAAGACGUGAACCUAACGCUGACGGUAUUAGGCAGUCCCGUCUCCAGCAGCGUCAACCUGGGUGACGACAUCAACGCUACUAUAGAAAUGACGGCCGCUGGUAUGCUUAAGUUUGAGGCCCUCCGUGUCGAAGGUUGU
Messenger RNA from Haliotis rubra (blacklip abalone), 992 nucleotides. RefSeq names its product EGF-like domain-containing protein 1. NCBI's taxonomy places the organism in Eukaryota, Metazoa, Mollusca, Gastropoda, Lepetellida, Haliotidae. The annotation marks the transcript as partial. Gene Ontology annotation, biological process: heterophilic cell-cell adhesion; establishment or maintenance of epithelial cell apical/basal polarity. The transcript is spliced from 8 exons. Gene Ontology annotation, cellular component: protein-containing complex; plasma membrane. The record is from RefSeq and is a predicted model, not a curated record.